Messenger RNA from Etheostoma cragini (Arkansas darter), 1586 nucleotides. It is a transcript of the gene ntf3, whose product is annotated as neurotrophin 3. The record is from RefSeq and is a predicted model, not a curated record. The transcript has 2 exons. Lineage: Eukaryota; Metazoa; Chordata; Actinopteri; Perciformes; Percidae. The coding region runs from base 152 to 1045 and encodes 297 amino acids. Gene Ontology annotation, molecular function: growth factor activity; nerve growth factor receptor binding. Gene Ontology annotation, biological process: nerve growth factor signaling pathway; negative regulation of neuron apoptotic process; regulation of neuron differentiation.
UUACGCACACCCUGAUCCUCUCCACACAGAACCAGUGUGGCGCACAGACAGGCGGCAGCCCCUCAGAAAGUGGCAAGUUUUCGCCAAAGGAUUCCGUCUCUAAAUUAAUCACCUUCAUGUCGACUGUGUUGGAUACUAACCCGCCGAUGCUAUGGUUACCUUUAUUACGAUCUUACAGGUGAAUCUAGUGAUGUCCAUCCUGCUGUAUGUGAUGGUCCUUGUGUACCUCUAUGGUAUCCAGGCAACCAACAUGGACAGCAGUCGGCAGGGGCAACAGCAGCAGCCAAGUCCCGACCCCUUAAACUCCCUUAUCAUCCAGCUGCUUCAGGCUGACCUGACGAGGGGUAAGACAAGGGGGAACCAGAGCCAACAGGGGAGAAGCAGGGACACUGAGCCCCAGGAAAUGCAGCCUCCUCUGCUCAGUGCAAACUUUCCAUUGGAGGAGCAGGGCGAUGCGGAACAGUGGGGCACGGGCGCUCGCAGCGGCGGGAGCAGCGACAGCGUAGCCGACCAGCAAGUGAUGCUGUUGAACUCGGACCUUCUCAGGCAGCACAAGCGGUACAACUCCCCUCGGGUGCUGCUGAGCGACCGGCUACCACUGCAGCCGCCGCCGCUGUACUUUGCGGACGAUUAUGUAAGCGGCGGAUUGGACGGUGCAGCGGGAAACAAGACACGAAAGAAGCGUUAUGCUGAGCACAAGAGCUACCGUGGGGAAUAUUCUGUGUGCGACAGCGAGAGCCAGUGGGUGACGGAUAAAACUCAAGCAGUGGACACCAGGGGGGACCCGGUCACAGUUCUGGGCAAAAUUAAAACCAGUGCCACGCAGGACAUCAAACAGUACUUUUAUGAGACACGCUGUCGGACCCCCAGGCCCUUCAAAGGUGGCUGCAGGGGCAUCGAUGACAAGAACUGGAACUCGCAGUGCAAGACGACGCAGACGUACGUCCGAGCACUGACGCAGGUUCGCAAUUCAGUGGGCUGGAGAUGGAUACGCAUAGACACUUCCUGCGUCUGUGCGUUGUCAAGAAAACGUCAUAGGACGUGAAGCAAACGCUACAAGCCUUUGGAAUUGUACUUCCUGGUUAGGAUUCUAUUUCCUGUUCACAGUGCUCCCCACCCCAGGAUUAUGUUUCAUGGUGGUGUUGCAACACUGUAAAAUUAAACUUCUACUGAUGAUAUCGUGGGACCAUUUAAAUGAUAUUUCACAUUAAUGUGCUGCAAUGCCAGUGCAGUGCCGCUGUUACGGAAGAACUCAUUUGAGAGAGGUUGGGGAGGGAAAGAGGGAGGUGGAACUACAGAUAUAAAUUAUUUAAAUUAUAUGCAUGUAGUUUAUACAUGUCUAUCUAUAUAUAUCUAUAUAUAUAUAUAUGACGUAUGAAUAUAUUUGUGUUAUUUAUUGAAGGAAGAAAAUGACUUUAAAAAUGUAAAGAAACAAGCUAUGAACUCAUUUUGAGACUGUAAUACCGAGCUGGGCUGCAAAGGUGCUUCACAUUAAGACUUUACAUGUGCCUUGACCAGUGUGGCUGCAGAGCUGAGAGACAGGACAUGGCAACACACACACACACACACACACACACACACACAAA